Molecule: messenger RNA, 717 nt
Organism: Lodderomyces parapsilosis
Lineage: Eukaryota; Fungi; Ascomycota; Pichiomycetes; Serinales; Debaryomycetaceae
Exons: 1
Coding region: 1-717 (238 amino acids)
Source: RefSeq, a predicted model, not a curated record
AUGGUUGCUUUAAACGGUCUCCAAGAUAUCAUAGCCACAUUCAACACACAGCCAUACUUUUACAUUAGUACUAUAGUGACCAUUUGUUUCCUACUAUACCACAUAAAAUGCAAAAAUGUAUACUUGAUAGUGUUGCUCCUAUGGGGUAGUUUCAUUACAACAAUAACUCAAUUGAAGCUAGUAUCGUCCCUGCAUUUUGAUUGCUUUGUGCUCAGUGCAAUCUACUGUGUUUCCAUUUUCUUAACCAGUGUGGUGACACCUUACAAUUCCAAUAAUGAUUUACCCAAGAUUCAACUCGAUGAAGUUAGUGAUUCUGAAGUUUCAAUUUCUGAAGUUAUCUACGAAGAAAAAAGAGUGUCCUCAAAACCAGCAUCAUCUAAAUUCAAAAGAUUGGGUGGACUUGAAUUACUUGCUAUAAUGAUUCUAUCUUACUUUGACUACAUUGGUGAAGUUGGUACAUUUAUCUGGUUGACAAUAAUAUACGGUGUUACAAUUGGCUCUGGAGUCAUUGCAAACUUUACCACAUCGAGAAAUGCCACUGAUUUUAGACAUAUACUAUCCAAUUUGAUUCACAGCUACAAUGCCAUAUUAAUAAUCGUAGCUCAUUGGAUAUUGGUUGUACAUAUUGGAUUGGACUUGGUGGCAUUGACUUCUUACGCAGUAUUGAUGUUCUUUUCCUUUACAUUUUUCCCCUACAUAGAGCACAUAGUUAAUUAA